UCAAAAGAUAAAAUGCUAUUUUAGUCAUUUUAGUUUUUGAGUGCUAUUUUUGUGAUAUAAAGUUAGAAAGAUUCUAUUUUGGAGAUUUGCCCUUUUUCAAGUAUUCCAGCAAAAUCAUUUAGAAACUAGUACAUGUUUCUCUUAGUUGGGAUUUGUAACAAUUUUGAGAUAUCUGAUAUUUUUCUGGCUCUGAUAUAUAUGUUUCUGCUCAGAAAGUUAGCAGAUAUAAAAGUAUGGUAUAUUUCCAACUAUAUCUGUGAUUGUCAUCAAAUUAGCUGCUGAAUUUUUAAUCAUGCAAACUUUAACAUUGUAUUAAAUAUUUUAAGUUAAGAGUAUAUUUUGCAAACUGAAGAGAAAAUAAUCAUUGAAUUAUAUAGAUGUAGAUGAUUAUGGAAUUUUGUUUACACAAUCUCAACACUUGUGAAUACAUUUGGGGGUCCCUUGGAUAAAGUUUGGAGCUGUAUCUAUUGAGUUUAUCUGAAGUUUGGAGCUGUUAGGCCAUCUCUUUUUAUGUUCCUUUCAGACUGCGAUUACUAUAUCAAGUUUUCUUUUUUUUUUUUGUGUCAUAAAUAUGCUAACAUUGUAUUAAUUGUAGAGUUCAUACUCAAGUCUUGUUUUUUAAUCCUUCUAUGAAAUAAGUUCAGUGGAUUAAAAAUAUGGAUACACCUAAAAACCCCAGAGCAACAAAGCAUAUGAUAAUCAGAAACCAACAAUACAUUUGUUCGGUCAAAAACAAAAGACAAUUGGAAAAUGUCAAUAUCAUUCAAGUUUAUAAAAAUCAAUCAACUAGAAUUAAAACAAACCGUCAUAUGUAAAUGAAUUAAUGAAUACAAAUUUCAUUUAAAUUAUUUACUAAAAAAACAGAAUGUGAACUUUGGUCUUCUUUAUUGAAUUUUUACUAGUUGGGAAGUUAGAUUAAAGUCUCACCUACUUAUUAGUGUAUUUGAUUUGACGAGAGGACUUGUAUUUUAGUACAUGAAAAGAGAGAGAGACGCCAUUAAAAUCAGAGUAGUAUAGUACGUCAAAGGUUAAAGAGACCGAAACCAAAUUAUAUUUAAAGCAACAACGUGAAGCACUUGAAACAAGAUUGAGAUAUAACCAUAACCAAAACCAAAUCCUAUCCGUUCUAGGCGUUUAACUUCGACGGUUUUGGCGGCUGCUAAAUGCUUCCAAUGAGCAGAAACAUCAACAGCGUUGGCGUUUGGCAGAGCAACAACGGUUACUAUGGCUACAGCUAUGGAGGAGGAUACGUGGAGAAGAGACAGCUCUUCCUUAAGAGCUACCAGUUCUCGAGGAAACAGAGCUUAACCGAGAGGAUCAAGAGAUCUGUGGGGAGGGUUGUGAAGAAAGUUGUCUGGAUGAAGUUGAAAUCUGCUAAGAGGCUGAAACGCGUUGUCUGGUCGCGUCUCAAAACGGCGUUCUUCUACCGCCGUAGACGUUUCUCUCGUCUCCUUCACCCAAACAAAUCCUCCUCUCACUGCUUCUACUAAGUCUUUCUAUUCUCUCUAUGUUCAUUCGUUUGUGUGUGCAUUAGUUUGCUGCGUGCUUAAACUAAGAUUCUUCUUCUUUAAUCAUGUUGUUGAUUCACUAAAUAAUCUUUGUUAUAAUAAAUACUAUGCUACAAAUUGUGAUCAGAUAUUAGAUUUUGAUUAUAGACU
Molecule: messenger RNA, 1658 nt
Organism: Brassica rapa (field mustard)
Lineage: Eukaryota; Viridiplantae; Streptophyta; Magnoliopsida; Brassicales; Brassicaceae
Source: RefSeq, a predicted model, not a curated record